GCAGCCUAACAUGGGAGAAAGACAAGCUGAAGUACACUUUCAUGGCGAAGUCGACGCUAGCUAAGUAGCUACGACCAAAGCUAAUGGUAGCCAAGCUAGCGAUCCUAAGACUAAAGUCCAUUUAAAAGUAAUUACAGAUUCCAAGCAACACAAUAUAUAUGUACAAACAACCAAGUAUUAAUACAGUAUUAUGUACAUUUAGACUCCCGUAAUACAUCGCCAAAGUGUGGAUUCAUGUUUAACUGCUCUGACUACCUACCUCUCCCAGCCGGGAUAUACACAGACUGAGGAGAGGAGGCAGCAAUGUAAAAUACAACCCCCGCAUUCCGCUAGAGGGAGCUCUAGCACUCCAACCAAGGCUCCCACUACCACAGCCAGCUCAAGGAUCUCGCUGGCAAUGGCAAGUGGGAAGCAUUAACCCUGCUACAUCCGCUCUGUGUGUUCACACUGACUUGACGCUGGACUCGGAUCUGGAAACAUUUUCAGCGUCAACACAAACUGAGAGAAACUUUUCUACCGGACACUUUAGGUGCGGACACCUUCCGGUUCCGACCCGCGACUCCACUGGGUCAACGCCCGCGUCCUGAUCCGAAUCUGAGGCUCGAACUUCGGCCGGUGACUGAGCGAGGUAGCGCCCGACGUUAGCCACACAGUCCGCUAACCGGAGGAGGAGGAGAAGGAGGUGGAGAAGGAGAAGAAGCAGGAAAGCAGGGUUUAGGAGAAUGGCAGUGAACAGAGGUCGUCUCCCUCAGUGAGGGAGGAGGAGGAGGAGGAGGAGGAGGAGGAGGCUCAAGAUGGAGCGAGCUCACAGCCUCCUGCUGAACGAGGAUGCGUGCAACCAGCUGGCUGAACACCAGAGGGCAGAGUUCAUCUUCGAAUGGCUGAACCACCUGAAGAAGCUGCUGCCGGCGGCUGACAGGGUCGACAUCAGACAGAACCAGCGGCGCCUGGUCGAGCAGCUGUCCUGCGUUCUGAUUGGCUCUCCUGGCCCCCCCACCCGCUGGCUGCUGGCCCACUGCUUGGCCCUGCUCUACCGCCUGGGAGACCCCUUGCUGUCCAGCUUCUUAGUGGAUAGGUGCAAUGACAUCAUCCGCAGCAAAGACGACUCUCCCUCAGGCCUCCCCACCCGGCUGGCGGCGGUGGCGUGUCUCGGCGCUCUGCACGAGCAGCUGGGUCGGAUGCUGCUCGGCUCCUGUAAAGAAACUGUGAGCAACCUGCUGAAGGCCAUGAAGAGCGCAGAGUCUCAGGGGCGGUACGAGAUCAUGCUGAGUGUGGAGAAGCUCCUCCGCGGUCUGGGGGGCAGUGCGGUGCCGUGGCACCGGGACAUCUACAAGGCAGCGAGGACCUGCCUGACGGACCGGUCCAUGGCCGUCCGCUGCGCCGCCACCAAGUGUUUGCUGGAGCUGCAGCGGGAGGCGGUGUUCCUGUGGACCAGCGAGUUGGAGAACGUGGCCACUCUGUGCUUCAGGGCCUUCGAAGGGUCCAACCACAACGUGCGGGUGUGCGUGGCCCGGCUGCUGGGGACGCUGCUGGCCGCGGCCGUGGAGCCGCCUGCCGCUGCCCCCAGGCCGGGUGGGCGGGGUCGGAGCUCUCUGGAGGAGGCCAUGGACCUGCUGACGGCAGGGUUCCUGCGAGGGGGGGCGGGGUUCCUCCGGGCCAGUGGAGACAUGCUGAAGGGGACGAGCUCCGUCAGCAAGGACAUCCGCAUCGGUGUCACUCAGGCCUGCGUGGUCUUCGUCUCCACCCUGGGAGGCCCCUGGCUGGAGGCCAACCUCCCGGCCUUCCUGUCGGUGCUGAUGGAGCUGGCGUCCCACAGCCGAGCCACACAGACGCCGGGCGACGCUGUGGUGACCCGCCGCUGCGUCUCCUUCAUCCUGAGGAGCACCCUGGGCUCCCUGCUGGGAGAGAAGGCCCAGACCAACGCUGUCCAGCAGCUGUGCCUCAACGUGGCCGCUCAGAAACGAGCCACAGAUGCAGCGCUGACCGAUGGGAACGUGGAGACCAGAGUGUCAGCUGCAGAGAUCUCAGCCAGUCAACAUGUGCUGGUUUGUUGUCUGCUGGAACUGGGAGGACUCAUUCAAGGACUGGGAUCCACUGCGGCCCCCCUCCUCACUGACAGCAGCACAGCCCUCCUGGACACAGUGGUCUCCGUCCUCGUCCACCCCGUCUCCAUCACCCGCCUGGCCGCCGCCUGGUGCCUGCGCUGCAUUGCCACAGCGAUGCCCUCCCAGUGCUCCAUGCUGGUGGACCACUGCUCCCAGCGCCUGAUGGCGUCCAAGUCCUCGCCCGAGGCCGUGCUGGGAUACGGAGCCGCUGUCGCCGCCCUGGUGGCCUCAGUGCAACACUGCCCCCUGGGAAUCCCACACACCAAGGGCACGGCGGUGCUGGCUCUGGCUGAAGACCUCCUCCUCUCGGCUGCUCAGAGCAGUCGGGUCUCUCUGCAGCGGACUCAGGCCGGCUGGCUGCUCGUGUGCUCUCUCAUCACUCUGGGCCCUGCUGUAGUGGAGCAUCACCUCCCCCGCCUCCUCCUCCUGUGGCGCUGUGUGUUUCCUGCCUCGCUCAGGGAGCAGGAGAUGGAGCUGCGCCGUGGGGACUACUUCACGUGGCAGGUUACGCUGGAGGGACGUGCGGGUGCACUCUGCGCGAUGAAGAACCUGCUGCUGCACUGCAGGGAGCUGGUCACUGAUGACAUCAUGGGCCGUCUGCUCACGCCAUUGGCCUGCGCCGUGUCCCUCCUCACCAAGAUGCCGGCUCUCCUCAGGUCUCACAGCUCUUCAGUUCGUAGCUGCUCCCUGGUCUACAGGCUGAGAGUCUACGAACUGCUGGCUCUGCUGCCUCCACACACCUACCAGGAGAGCUUCGGUUUGGUGAUGAACCAGCUGGUCUCAGAUCUGUCCGGCCAGGACAACCUGAACCAGCCGUGCUCCGACCGCACUCUGCUGCCCCCCCUCUGUCACCAGGAGGACCUGCAGCUGGUCGGCCCCGCCCUCCACAGCACCGACCACAGAUAUGUCGAGGAGCAGCUCCACGGCAGCAGUGUGGGGGGGGGCUCUCUGGACAACGACCUGUUCAGUCUGUGUGACAGAGGAGACGAAGCUCCUGCUGCUCCUCUUCCUCCUCCGGUCGCCCUGACCGCCGCCGCCGCCCGUCUCUUUGGAGCCGUCUUCCCCCACGUCAUCUCUGCUCAGAGAGUGAAGAUCCUGGAGCAGUUUGUAGAAACCGUGAAUCAGCUGAAGGGUCAACGCCAGCAGACCGUCCAGACCCAUGUGUGUGCUGCCCUCUGCAGUCUGCUCAAGCACCAGGGGGGUGUUCGGGGCUCUCUGGGGCCGGAGGAGAUCCGAUCCCCGGCGUUGUCUCUCCUGUCGGGGGCGCUGGAGAGCAGCAGUCCUCUGCUGCGCUGCCUGGCUGCUGAGGGGCUCUCCCGGCUGGUUCAGGUGGUCGGAGACCCCGGCUUCACCGUGUCCGUCUCCCUGCUCUGCUUCGACAGGCUGAAGACGGUUCGGGACGCGGCCUCCCGCAGUGGCUACGCUCUGGCUCUGGGGGCGCUGCACCGCCACACCGGAGGAAUCAGCUCGGCCCAGCACCUGUCCACCUGCCUGGGAGUCCUGUUCACCCUGAGCCAGGACAGCACGUCCCCUGAGGUCCAGACCUGGUCUCUCCACAGUCUGUCCCUGCUGGUGGACCUGUCCGGCGGUCUGUAUCGGGCCCACGCCGAGCCCUCCUUCUCUCUGGUGCUCCGGCUGCUGCUGUCUGCCCCCCCCACCCACCCCGAGGUCCACUUCAGCCUGGGACGCUGCAUGCACGCCCUCAUCACCUGCCUGGGCCCCGACCUGCAGGGUGAAGGUGCGGCCGUGUCCUCCCUGCGCUCCAGCUGUCUGGUGGGAUGUGGGGUGAUGCAGGCCAGUCCCGACUGUCUGGUCCAGGCCAGAGCCAUCUCCUGUCUGCAGCAGCUGCACAUGUUCUCCCCUUCACACGUCAACCUGGCCAGCCUGGUCCCUGCGCUCUGUGAGAUCUUGUUGGAUUAUUCCUUGUUGGCCAACCUGUGCAGCUCGUACCUGUGUCUCCGUCGGGCGGUGGUGGCGUGUCUGCGGCAGCUCGUCCAGCGGGAGGCGCUAGAGGUCUCCGAACACGCAGUGACUCUGGUCAAAGAGCUGCCGAGAAGAGACAACACACAUCUGGACGUCACGAUAAAGGAAGUGGGUCUGGAGGGAGCUCUGUUCACUCUGAUGGACCGGGAGUCGGAUCCAGGUCUGAGGAGGGACAUCCAGGAGACUCUGGUCCACAUGAUCUCAUCCAGCGCCACCAGUGGGAAGCUGGGACACUGGCUUAAACUCUGCAAAGACGUCCUGUCUGCCACCACUGACUGCCGCGCCCCGGUGGAGGCGACUCAGGAGGACGAGGACGCCGGCAGAGACGACGACUCCUCAGCCUUCGGCGCCCGGCCGGAGUCUGGAGGUCCGUUCACGGCCCUGCGCUGGGCCACGCGCCGCUUCGCCAUGGCGUGCGUGUGUCGCAUCAUUGAGCAGUGUGAAUCCUCUGACCCGGCUCACUUCGACAUGGCUCUGGCUCAGGAGCGGAGACUGGAUGAGUCCACCGACUUCCUCGUCCUUCACCUCGGGGACCUGGUCCGCAUGGCGUUCAUGGCGGCGACGGAUCACAGUGACCAGCUGAGACUGGGGGGGCUCCAGACCCUGCUGGUCAUCAUCAGGCACUUCUCACACAUCCCCGAGCCGGAGUUCCCCGGUCAUGUGAUCCUGGAGCAGUACCAGGCGAAUGUGGGCGCUGCACUCAGACCAGCCUUCGCUGCUGAUGCAGCUCCUGACGUCACGGCCAAGGCCUGCCAGGUCUGCAGCGCCUGGAUUGCCAGCGGCGUCGUCAGCGACCUCCGCGACCUCCGGCGCGUCCAUCAGCUCCUGGCCUCCUCAUUGGAUAAGGUCCAGGUCGGGGGGGGCACGGUCAGUCAGCUGCACAAUGAGGCCACAGCCACCAUGGAGACGCUGGCCGUCCUGAAGGCCUGGGCCGAGGUUUACAUCGUGGCCGUUCAGAGAAGUGGACAGACGGCUGACCUGUCCCUCUCCUCAACGGCCAAUGACAGCGUGGGGUCCGAGUCAGGAGGGGCGGGGCUGCUGAAGCUGGUCCAGUCAGAUCUGUCGACGCUCAGUCGUCUGUGGCUGGCGGCGCUGCAGGACCACGCCCUGCUGACCCUCCCUCAGGAGUACGCCCCCCUGCUGCCUGCCGCCGGAGGCUCCUUCUACACAGCAGAGACGGUGAAUCAGGCCAGAGCUCAUUACUCCUCCUCCUGGGCGCCCAUCCUCCACGCCACCUCCCUCUGGCUGCACAGCACAGGGUUUGUGAUGUCAGACGACUCGCCUGUGAACCUGUCCCGACCGGCCACGCCCACCUCCAUGGGCCACACUGCCUCUGUGGGCGGAGCUAAGAGUCCAGAGGAGGUCGGCGCUGACAGACUUCACUUCAUCCUCGGCAUCAGUGUGGAGUUCCUGUGUUCUCCACACUCUGAGGACCAGAUGCAGAACAUCACUUCCUGUCUGCGAGCUCUGCAGGCGCUGCUGGACGUCUCGUGGCCACGAGCUAAGAUCGGAAACGACCAGGCUCUGAGCGUGGAGCUGCUGAGCGUCCUCCACCGGCUGAUGGUGACCAGGGAGUCCGUGUCCGUCCAGCUCGCCGUGAUGGACUUACUGCGACAGAUCGUGACGGCUGCUCAGGAGCACGUGAGGGAGAAACGCCACAGUGCCGAGGUGGACGACGGUGCAGCGGAGAAGGAGACGCUGCCGGAGUUCGGAGAGGGACGGGACACCGGCGGGUUGAUUCCUGGACGCUCGCUCGUGUUCGGAGCGCUGGAGCUCUGCCUCUGUGUCCUGGUCCGGAAGCUCCCACAGCUCAGCCCCAAACUGGCCGGGACCAGUCCAACUGGUCCUGGGGGUUCGGUCUGGAGUCUGACGGACAGCGACUGUCGUCUGGUGGCGUCUUCGCUGAGUGUCCUGUCAGAGCUGCCGUCCAUCUGCUCCCCUGAAGGCAGCGUGUCCGUCCUGCCCACCGUCCUCUACCUGCUGCUGGGAGUCCUCAGAGAGCUGGUCCACCAGCCCAGCUGUCACACUGGUGCCCCGGCGGCGGGCGCAGGGGGCGGGGCCGGUGUGGUGGUCCAGGCGUCUCUUCAGGCUCUGAGGUCCGUCCUGACGAGUCCCAUGAGUCGACAGGAGAAGAGUGGAGGAGCCUGGACCCAGCUGCUGAGGUCCGCUCUGCACACACUGCUGGGACUGUGGGACGCUGGGGACUGUGUGGUGGAUCACAUCGGCCUCCUCACAGCUCUCAGCGUCUUCCUGCUCUGGGCUGGUCCGGAGGUCUGCACCGUGGAGCCGCUGCUCGCCCUCACUCUGCAGCGCUUCACCUCCAGCAUGGAGGCCAAGCAGCCUGAGGUGGUGAGCCGGUGCUUCCAGCUGCUGACGUCCGUGUUCCAGGCUCAGCCGGGCGUGGCCGUCCCGUACAUCCAGGCCCUCGGCCCGCCGCUGGUUCGAUUCCUCCAGAGGACGGAGAGGAGUCGGCCUCAGAGUCCAGAGGAGCUGCUGGGGGUCCUGGAGGGGGUUCGAGCCCUGGAGGCUCUGGUCCAGGCUGCGGACGAGGCCCAGCGCCCCCCGCUGGUGGCCAUCUUGCUGCCGCUCCUCAUCUCCUUCCUGCUGGAUGAAAACGCCCUCGGCUCGGCCCCCCCCGCCUCGCGCUCCCUCCACGAGGCGGCGCUCCAGGACCUGAUGCGUCUCGGGCCCCAGCACUCGGCCGUCUUCAGGUCUCUCAUCGCCUCGUGUCCUCACCUCAAGUCCCGCCUGGAAGCUGCUGUCAAAGGAAACCAGGAGACUGUCAACGCUAAGGCUAGUGGCGCCCACCCCGCCAAGUCCUCCCCCAGCAUCACCCUGAAAACCAACUUCCUGUGAGGUCCACCUCGUGUUGCUGCGUUCGCUGUCCCCUGAGACGACAGGUCCUGUUUGAGAGACGGACGGCUCACAUCACUUCAUCCAGAAGAGUGACCGCUGCUCGCUUUCAUCCUGUCACCUUCACGUUCAGCAGCUUCACCUCCAGCUUCUCUUCUCCCUGCAGGGAGGAGCAGCUCCAGGAGGCGUCCUCCUGAUUCUCCCUGCAGGGAGGAGCAGCUCCAGGAGGCGUCCUCCUGAUUCUCCCUGCAGGGAGGAGCAGCUCCAGGAGGCGUCCUCCUGAUUCUCCCUGCAGGGAGGAGCAGCUCCAGGAGGCGUCCUCCUGAUUCUCACUGUGAGACGAGCAGCCGCAAAAACAACAAAUCAACACAAUGAGAACGUGACACAGAAGAAACAAAGAACAUUGCUCUGGUCUGUAGCCUCAUACAGAAACCAGGAGGCCUGACGGUGGAUCAGUCAGAGAAACAGCCAGUGAUGAAAUAUUAAUUACACUAUUAUUACUAUUAUGAACACAGCUGAUCUAGAAUAAUAAUAAUCGUACCAGGUGGGAGGUGUGUACUCUACAUACUCCGAGGUGCUCUCCUUUUAAACAAUCAACAUGUAUAAUCAGGACAAUAUGAUAUAGUAAUAAACAAACUAUGAUCGAUGGCUCGUGUGUUGAGGAGACGUAGAUUCUUGCAGUUGGACGACUGUCCCCUGAGGACUUGGGGGGGGGGGGGGGGGAGCCUGGAAGGGACAGAUGAGCCUCGAUCAGCACUUUAGAUUAACAACACUACAGUCUUCAUAACGACACAGUUUAUAUCCACGACUGGUUUGUAGAACCUCAGUUUAACGUGAAUCAUCUCAAUGUGAAUAUCCAGUAGGAGUUGACGUUGCUCUGAUGUGAGUCUUCACGAUCACUACGUGUGUAACGUUAGCACGACAGCUGCUUGUUUCCUCCACGUCACAAACCUCCUCUCCUCUUCCUCUGACCUCCACCGAAGGGAAACUGUUAGAAACACAGAGUCUCACUUUAUCUAAUGAAGAUUCACCUGCAAUAAUGAUUCAACCAGGUGAGCUCCAGUCUUCCAGCUACAGCAGCUUCGCACACACAUACACACACACACAUACACACACACACACAGCUGCACUACAGGGUGUGUGUGUGUGUUCAGGAGUGUGGGAGUUCACCUGGUUGUCUCUUGAAUGUGUUAACUUGAUAUUUUCUAACGACAGCAAGUGAAUAAAAGGUUUUAAUUCUAAUUCA
Messenger RNA from Platichthys flesus (European flounder), 8187 nucleotides. It is a transcript of the gene heatr5a, whose product is annotated as HEAT repeat containing 5a. Lineage: Eukaryota; Metazoa; Chordata; Actinopteri; Pleuronectiformes; Pleuronectidae. The transcript has 42 exons. Gene Ontology annotation, biological process: intracellular protein localization; endocytosis; retrograde transport, endosome to Golgi. The record is from RefSeq and is a predicted model, not a curated record. Gene Ontology annotation, cellular component: Golgi apparatus; membrane; endocytic vesicle. The coding region runs from base 795 to 6944 and encodes 2049 amino acids.